AUGAACUUCACAGGAGCUAAAGCAGAGGGAAAGCUGGAGAGGGGGGUGGGUCAGCUCCGAAGGCCAAGCCCGCUGGGGUUCUGCUCCGCAAACCCGCCCGCCUACCGGGUGAGCCCAGGACAGCACCUCCGCGGGCUCGGGGGUGGUGGUGGGGGUGGUGGGUGGGCUUGGGGGCAGCACCCCGCCCCCCCCGCCCGGCCUGCGAUUGGCUUGGGGGGCGCGUGUGCCCGCCCCGGCGAGGAGGGAGGGUCCCUCUGGGCGCCGGGUGGGAGGAGGCGGAGGAGGGGCGGAGAGAGCGGGGGCCGGCCGGGAGCGAGCAGGGGGCGGGGGAGCCGGGUUGCCGCGAUCCGAGAGCCGGUUCCGAGAGGGGCGGGGAGGGAGGGAAAGCCCGGCGGGCUGUGCGCCGCCUCCGCGCGUAGAGAGAGGCGCCGGGGCGGCCGCCCGCUGCACGGCGUGCUCCCGGGACCGCCGGCCCGUGCGGCCCCGCAGCCUUUCCGGAGGAAGCUGCGCCGGCAGCGGCCCCGACUCGCUCUCGGGCCCCCUCACCUGCCGGCCCCCGGCCCCCCUCGGCGGGACGCGCACAGGGCCGGGCGCGGGGCCAGCCAGACCCGGAGCAGUGAGGACUCGGCCGCCCGUGCCGCAGCCCAGCCGCCCGGGAGUGCCUCCGGCCCCACGCGGGGCGCCGGCUCCAUGGCGACCGGGCUCGGGGAGCCGGUUUACGGACUUUCGGAAGACGAGGGAGAGUCGCGUAUUCUCAGAGUGAAGGUUGUUUCUGGAAUUGAUCUCGCCAAAAAGGACAUCUUUGGAGCCAGCUGGUGAUUCGAAAUUUAAAACACACACAGACUAGAGGGCAUUGGAGGAAUGUGGACCAAAACCUUUUUAUCUCCU
This is a messenger RNA of Manis javanica (Malayan pangolin), 888 nucleotides long. The record is from RefSeq and is a predicted model, not a curated record. Lineage: Eukaryota; Metazoa; Chordata; Mammalia; Pholidota; Manidae.